Messenger RNA from Paramecium tetraurelia, 2040 nucleotides. RefSeq lists its product as uncharacterized. The record is from RefSeq and is a predicted model, not a curated record. Gene Ontology annotation, biological process: cysteinyl-tRNA aminoacylation. The transcript has 6 exons. Gene Ontology annotation, cellular component: cytoplasm. Gene Ontology annotation, molecular function: cysteine-tRNA ligase activity; ATP binding. Lineage: Eukaryota; Ciliophora; Oligohymenophorea; Peniculida; Parameciidae.
AUGAUUAAAUUAGCAACAAGAACCAUUAAUUAAUUUAUGCAACAAUAAAAAGAUUUAUUUGCUCACUAUAAACAGCCAUCAAUUAAAGAAGACUCUUACGUAACCGGCUUGAAAUUAGCUAAUUCUUUGAAGGGAAGUGAAUUGGUCCCAUUCAUUCCAAUAAAUGGCAGAUAAGUGAACUUUUAUUAUUGUGGUCCCACAGUCUAUAGCAACUCCCAUUUGGGUCAUGCAAGAACAUAUUUGGGAAUCGAUGUAAUAAGAAGAACAUUAAGAGAUUACUUUAAUUAUGAUCUAUUGAGUGUUAUGAAUAUCACAGACAUAGAUGAUAAGAUUAUUAACGGAGCGAAAUUAGCCAAAUAAGACUUUCUUGAAUUCACAAGGGUUUGGGAGAAGGACUUCUUUUCGGCCAUGGAAGCACUCAAUAUAGAAUUGCCUGAUGUUAUAACUAGAGUUAGUGAUUAUGUGCCAGAAAUUGUGACAUUCAUUGAAAAGAUUAUUGCUAAUGGGUAUGCUUAUGACAGUAAUGGAAGUGUGUAUUUCGAUGUUCAGAAAUAUUUGGCUGAUGGACACACUUAUCCUAAAAUGAGACCAGAGAUGAAUGUUGAUUUAUUAUAAGAGGGUGAAGGAGAAUCAUAGGUUAACAAAUAAUAAGAAAAAAGAAGUCCCAAUGACUUUGCUUUAUGGAAAGCCAGCAAACCAGAGGAACCCAAAUGGCCUAGUCCAUGGGGAGAAGGUAGACCAGGAUGGCACAUUGAAUGCUCAGUCAUGGCUAGUGCCAUUUUGGGAAAUCCUAUUGAUUUACAUGCAGGUGGCAUUGAUCUGAUAUUCCCUCAUCAUGAUAACUCUCUUGCACAAGCUGAAGCAUGUUUCAAUUGCGAUCAAUGGAUCAAUUACUUUAUUCAUCUUGGUCAUCUUAAUAUAGCUGAUCGUAAGAUGUCCAAGUCUCUUAAGAAUUUCCUUACCAUUGACGAAGUCCUCAAGAGAUACACUCCUCGAUAGGUCAGAUUAAAUUUUGCAAUCCAUUAAUACGAUGCUGUGAUGAACUAUUCUGAAGAGCAAGUUGAAUAAGCUAUUUCAAAAGACAAGGCUUAUCAAGAAUUCUUCCAAAAUACCAAGAUCUAUUUGAGAGAAUCAUAAGUCACAGGUCCUUAGAAGUGGACAUAAAAUGACUUUUAAAUCAGCAAUUCACUUAGAAAUACUAAAUAAAUUGUUCAUGCAGCUUUACUUAAGAAUUUCGAUUUUCCAACUGUUAUAGAAGCAAUUGACAAACUAAUUAACUAAGUUAAUGCACAAAUCGCAGGCAAAACAGUCAGAGCUCCACUAGUUCAAAGCGUUGUUCAAUAUGUCCAUUUUAUUUUGGGAUUACUAGGACUCAAUUACUUAACCUUAAAUAAUAAUUCAAUUGACAUCAAGUCAAUAAUGGCUGAAGUAUGCUCCAUUAGAGAUCAAGUGAAAUUGGCUGCCAGAAAGGGGGAGUUUGAAGCUAUUUCAAAUAUUGUCACUUAGAAGCAUUUCUAGUAUGAGAAGAACUUGUCAAAUUUAAUUGUGGAUAACAUCAACCAAUUUUAAUAAUAGGUCUUGGCUGCUUCUUAAGAAAAGAAUAAAUAGCAAUUGUUUUAACUAUGUGAUAAAUUGAGAGACGAAUAAUUAUUUGAGUUAGGAAUUUAGAUAGAGGAUAAAGAUAAAGAUCAACCAUCCAUUUGGAAAUAAUACGAUCCAAAGGAAUUGAAAUUGGAGAAAGAACAAUAGUAAAAACUGAUUUAACAAAAAGAAUUGAUUAAGAAGAAGGAAGAAGAGAAAAAAAAAUAAGAAGAAUUAGAAAAAUUAGAAAAGGCAAAGAUUAAUCCCAAAGACAUGUUCCUAUCUUAAGUAGAUAAAUACUCUGAAUUUGAUGAAAAAGGCAUACCAGUCAAAGAUAAAGAGGGAAAUGAAUUAUCCAAAAAAUAGAAAAAAGUUGUUUAAGAUUUAUGGGAAAAACAAAACAAGAUUCAUAAUCAAUAUUUAGAAAAAUUAUAGAAAUAGUAAUAAUAGCAAUAAUGA